This is a messenger RNA of Chelonoidis abingdonii (Abingdon island giant tortoise), 1198 nucleotides long. The record is from RefSeq and is a predicted model, not a curated record. Lineage: Eukaryota; Metazoa; Chordata; Testudines; Testudinidae.
CAUCUCCUGUCUCCGCCCCUCUAACUCACGGUCUUCGCGUGAGCUGCCUUCACAGACAUCCAGCAAGAGCCUCAUUUAUAGCCAGCCCCCCCAGGAAGCAGCUAUCUGAUCUGCCCAGGCUGUGACGGCAGGCCGAAGAUGAAGGCUUUUCUUCUCCCCCUGCUUGCUGGGAUUCUGUGUGUGGAGCAAGCUCACUCACUGGUCUGCUUCACCUGUAGUGAAGCGUCCUCCAACUGGGGUUGUCUGGCACCAGCUACAUGUCCCAGUGAGGCAAACUACUGUGUGACCACCUAUCUUGGUGCAGGAAUUGGUGGACAUUCUGGGCAGAGCAUCUCCAAGGGGUGUGCUUCAGUUUGUCCCAGUGCUGGGAUAAACAUUGGGAUACUAGCUGCCUCCGUUUCCUGCUGCAGUUCUUUCUUGUGCAACAUCAGCGGGGCCACCAGUGUGAAAGUCAGCUACUCUGUGCUGGCUAUGGCGAUCUUGGCCAGCUUCGUCUAUAUCAGGGCUGGACUGUGAUCGGGCCAGGAAAAAAGAACUUGAUGCCCUGAAGAACCUGCUCAGGCUUCUCCAACAAGACACCAACCCCCCACUCUGUGCAAAUCUAUACUUACCGAUGGUGCCCUUUCUUCCAAACUCUCUCUAAGAUCCCAUUAGACAAUACCUGCCCUCUUGCCAUUCACAAGGAAAUCUUGCUGCUUUCACUGGGUGCCCCUCUGUGCCUCCUAGUAGAUCUGGAUUGCUGCUCCCAUGGUUUUGUGUGCAGGAGGCCUGGGAAACUCAACUGAACAGUGCAGUCCCACUUGUGCUCUUAACUCAUCAGGAAAUGGUGGAUAAUGUUGGCAGGCAUCUGCUUUUAUACCCGGAGUCCCAGUUGAUGGGGCUGAUUUAAAAAAAAGGUCAGGGCUCACCAGGAAAUGUUUUUCCCAAACCACCUCCAAAGCGGAAUACUUAAACAUCCCUGCCUCUUGCUACCGCAGAGACAUUUCCCAUCCACGUCACGCUAGGGAUCAGUGCCAGACUGACUGCUGGGAAGGCAUGAUCCAAAACCAAACCUCAGAUACAUUCACCCCCGGUUGGAUUCUGUUUUUUUACAUUUUUUUUAAUUCUGCUUCUUGGCUGACUUUUCUUAUGUAAAACGAAUGCAAUGUGAUGCAUGUGAGCAUCACACCUGAAUAAACACCUUCCUGUUCUUGCCUGA